AUGCAGAUUAACGUCAAUGCCUCGUUGAUCGAUUUUGCGCCAUGUCUCUCAAAAUUUGCACCGGUCUUGUUUACAGCAAGUGUGCCCCAGCGGACAAGAUUCUCGCCAAGACCUGAUGCGCCUUUAAAUUACGUGCAAACGCUCGUUUUUUUUUAUAUACAUCAAUUUUUAUUGCGUUAUUCGAAAGUUUCAAUUGAAGUCCUAAUGAUUCAAAUAAACAACCAGCCUAAAAUCGUGGUGAAAAUAUUUUUUGGCUCCUAUUUUAUUGUAAAAUCAGCCUCUGCUUUCUGAAAUUUUUGCAAUAACUUGAAAUUAUUUUGUUAGAUUUAUAUUUUUUGUUUUUGUCUCUUUUUUCAAAAUCAACAAUUUUCUAUUUAUUCCAGAAGCACAAAUGCUGAAACAGCUCUCCAAAUUGCGGGUGAAUCUGGCCGUGAGGAGCAUGGCUUCCACUUCUUCUUCGAGGGAAAAAUAACAUCACAGUCCGUGCCAGAUUGCGCUCCGAUCCUCGGCAGGUGAGGUUUGAGAAUUAACGCAAAAAUUAUACAGAAAAAUGUUUUAUUUUAUGAAUUUAACAAGUUUUUUUCAGGAAAUGUUCUACGAAGACAAUGGUCGAGUUACGACGUAUGGAGAGUUCAUGAAACGCGCUGGACAAUACGCCUAUGUCCUUGCCUACAAGUACAAGAUUGAGGUACAUAACAGCUGAAAUGAAUUAGAAGUAAGACAGAUGAAAAAAAUUUUUAUUUGAGAUCAAAAUUUUCAAGUAUUUGUCUAAAAAUAAAGUUAAAGUUUAAAAAAACAGAAAGAAAUGAUUUUUUUGAAGUAACUAUUGGAACAAGUUCUAAAAAAAGCAAAAAAAUUAGCUAAAAAAAUAUUUUUUUUCUAGCUUUUCGUUUGAAGUUAUCAAAUUUUUUUGAGCCACUGGUAGCUGAUUAAUAAAAACCAGCAUAUCAAAGCUCCUAAUUAAGAAAAAAACUGAUAAAAAAACACGAGAAUUCUUUCUGAAAUGGCGUGAAUUAUACUUUAUCCAUCGUUAGCUUUCAACAAAAAGCACUACGAAAACUUGCGAUUUUUGACGCUACUCUCACAAUUUUUUUUGUCAAGCAGUUGUUUCAAGCCUACAAAAAAUAAACUGUCCUCAAGUUCACAUUUUCCUAUUUCAGAAAGGAGACCGAGUCAUGGCGCGAGUUUCAAAAACUGUUGACACAGUGGCUUUGUACAUUGCCUGUCUUCAAAUCGGAGCCGUCUACAUUCCAGUGAACACGGCUUACACGGAAAAAGAAGCAGCUCAUUAUAUCAAGGUACGAAAAUCUCAAAAAUUCAUAUUUUAAGUUUUUAAAUUAGGACGCCACUCCCACUUUAUUGGUCAGUUGUGCCACCGACAUUGACUUCAAGUUCAAGUAUGAUUAAAAAUUGAAAUAAAUAAUUUUUUUCUGGUCCCAGGGACCGAUUGAUCGUGGUUGAUGAGAACCAGCUCUCUGAUGACACUAACAGUGCCAAGGUAUGAAAAAAACUUUCGAGAUUGAAAAAAAAUUUUUGAAGGAAAUGACGGACAUCGAAAACGUAAGGUUCACCGACCCAGCUUCAAUUUGCUACACUUCAGGAACUACAGGUGGAAAACAUGAAUUGCAAAAUUAUAAUGAAAAUCUUCAGGGCUUCCCAAAGGAGCUGUCUUGACCCAUGGCGGUUUGUCCACCAACGCCGAGCAAAUCGUCAAAGCAUGGGGUUUUACUAAUAAAGACAGGUUUAGUUAAAGAACAUAAUUGAAAAAAAUUUUCACCUUCUACCGAUCAAAUUUGAUAUAUAUUUCUUCAUCAUAAUCUUUUUAUUUUUUUGCAACUUCUUCUCUCAAAAAAAUUGUUUCAUGCUCAAGGGGACCAACAACUGUUUUCAAGGUUUUUCAAUGUUAAAGAACUGGAAUAAAUGUUAUAUUUAGUUAAAAUUUUCAGUUAAUCAUUUAAAUAUAGAACUAAAGAUUAGAACAUCUGACCCUCCAACAUCCUAAAAAAAUGUUUCGACCGCAUAUUUCAGAGAAAAACAACGAGUUAUAAAAAAAUUUUUCAUUUUAGAAAUCUACACUGUCUCCCCUUCUACCAUGUCCACGGGAUGUACAUGUCUCUUCACAGUUCACUUUUCUCCCAUUCUGCACUCAUCUGGAGGAAAAAAUUUGAGGUUAGAAAACCAACUGAAUAAUUUUCAAACCCUGAAAAAUAAUGAUUUAAGGUUGAAGACGCCAUUGAGCACAUGAAAAAUGCGACAGUGAUGAUGGGAGUCCCUACCUAUUUCUCGUGAGUUUCUCUUUCUAAUCUACACAAAAAAGAACGAAAUUGUAGGCGACUUCUGAGCAGCCCGCACUUUGAAAAGCCCGUUUUCUCAAAUAUGCGGGUGUUUAUUUCUGGCAGCGCGCCGCUUUCCGUCGCUACAAUCGACGCUUUUGAGAAGAAAACUGGUCACGUUAUUCUGGAGCGUUAUGGAAUGACGGAAGGUGAGUUAUUUGAUAGAGUUUCAAAGUAGGAGCAUAAAGAAUUUCACGUUUCAAGAAUUUUCCAAUAAUUCAAAACGGUUCAGAAAAAAAGAAAAAAAUAUUUCAAAAAGUUUCAAUGUGCAUCUAUGAAAAAAAUUUUUAUGAUGAUGAGAAUUGAAGAUUUCUAACAAAAAAACAUUUUCAGCGGUUUUUCAUCUGUAUUUCGUUGAAAAGGGAGGAAGAUAAUUUGAAAAAUUCGAAAAAAAUUUCGAUCGUCCAUAUAUCAGAACUCUUUUUAGAAUUACUCACACGAAAUUUAGUGUUCUAUUAAAGUCCUCUUCCAAAGAUUCAUUUUGCAGCCCAAGUAAUGUCGACCAACCCUCUUCAUGGCGAGAGAAUCCCAGGAACUGUUGGUCCAGCACUCGCUGAUAUCAAGGUAAACAUAUAAUGUCUACACUUAUCAAAGAAAAUAUUUCCAGAUCCGUAUUGGAGAAGGCGACGGAAUCGAAAUCCAAUCGCAAUCUCUAUUCGCUGGUUAUUGGAACAAUCCGGAGAAGACCAAGUCGGAGUUCACGGCCGACGGAUGGUUCAAAACCGGCGAUUGUGGAACUAUCGAUGAGAAAGGUUUAGCAAAAUCAAAAAAUAUGAACAGUUUUGUUGGUUUCAGGAUACCUCAGAAUCGCUGGAAGGUCGAAGGAUCUGAUUAUUUCGGGAGGUCUCAACGUCUACCCGAAAGAGAUCGAAGACGCCAUCGAUCCAUUGCCAAAUGUGAAGGAAUCUGCGGUUAUUGGUGAGGAAGAUCACGGAGAUUGAGAGAAAAGGGAACUUUUCAGCUUCUCCUCAUCCUGACUUUGGUGAAGCGGUCGUCGCCAUCGUCGUACUCAAAGAACGCAAGAAGAAAUUCAACGAGAAGGAUUUUGAGAAAAAUAUCAGGGAAAUUCUAAAGGAAAAUCUCGCUCAUUACAAGGUUGGUUUUUUUUGCAUUUUCAUCAAAGUAAGGUUUUUUUAAUAAUACUAAAAUAACUUGACGUAAUUACUUUUUAGUAAAAAUGUGAAAAAGAAUUUUUUUUAAUGAAAAAAACUAGAAAGCUUGCUUGUUAUUUCCAAGAUAUGGUCCGGAUUCUCGUUUCUGCCAUGAUGAACUUUUUGAAACUGAUACUUUUUUCUUUGUCUCUAGGCGUUUCCGACAUAUAUUAGCACAAAAAAAUCAUUAUUUUACGUUUGGCUAAGAAUCUAUGGUUAAACGCUUGAAUUUCUUUAUCGCGACCUUCUUCAUAUCUGCAAAAAAAUUACAACUUUUUUUAAAAAUUUUUUUAUUUCAAAAGGUAACCACUGAACAUUUUUAAAAGUCUUUUUUUAAGAUCCCGAAACGAGUGAUCGUCGUGGAAGAGCUUCCCCGCAACUGGAUGACCAAAGUCAUGAAGAACGUCCUCCGCGAUCAAUACAAAAAUCUGUUUGAUAGUAAAUAG
Molecule: messenger RNA, 3930 nt
Organism: Caenorhabditis auriculariae
Lineage: Eukaryota; Metazoa; Nematoda; Chromadorea; Rhabditida; Rhabditidae
Source: the annotation of a GenBank genome assembly